Messenger RNA from Fonsecaea erecta, 1116 nucleotides. RefSeq lists its product as hypothetical. The record is from RefSeq and is a predicted model, not a curated record. Gene Ontology annotation, molecular function: oxidoreductase activity. Gene Ontology annotation, cellular component: mitochondrion. NCBI's taxonomy places the organism in Eukaryota, Fungi, Ascomycota, Eurotiomycetes, Chaetothyriales, Herpotrichiellaceae. The transcript has a single exon. The coding region runs from base 1 to 1116 and encodes 371 amino acids.
AUGGCAUCAUCAGCCCUGCCCACCCAUCACCGGGCCCUUGUGCUCGAAACCCUCGAAGGAGGCUUCUCGGUCAAAACCGUAUCCACUCCCCAGCCUGAUCCCGGUAGCGCCAUCGUACGCAUCCUCGAAGCUGGAGUGAUCUCGUACCAUCGCGAAAUCUACAAUGGAGAGCGUCACUAUGAUUUCCCAAAGCCGAUCGUUGGGGGAUCGAGUGCCAUCGCCCGUAUCGUCGCUGUAGGUCCAGAUGCCGUGGUCCUGCAACCUGGUCAGCUCGUCUGGAUGGACUGUGUGAUUCGCGCUCGAGAUAAUCCGGACUCUCUAUUUCUCACGGCUAUUCAUGAGGGUAUGGACGCCGGAAGUCGGAAAUUGAGCAGCGCUGUUUGGCGGGACGGAGCAUUCGCCGAAUAUAUGAAGGUACCGCUGGAAAACUGUAUCCGGCUGGAUGAAAAUAGGCUGUGUGGAGAGCUGGGAUACACCACCCGCGAGCUGAUGUACAUGAUCUACUUGCUGGUGCCGUUCGGUGGACUUAGAGACAUCCGGCUCGAGCCUGGCGAGACAGUCGUUGUGUGCCCUGCAACUGGAGGAUUUGGGGGCGCGGGUGUGCAAGUCGCCAUAACAAUGGGUGCAAGGGUCAUCGCCAUGGGGAGGAAUGAACAAGAGUUGGCCAGGUUGAAAGAGCAUAUCAAGAAAAGGAGCCCUGCGGCGAGCAUUGAAACAGUCACGAUGACAGGUGACUAUGAAACCGACGUAGCUACGCUACAAGCUUUCGGGACCAUCGACGCCGUGAUCGACUUCACACCUCCUUUUGCGUGUAAGUCUUCCCAUCUGAAAAGCGCGAUUCGCUCGUUGCGGCGCGGGGGACGGUGCAGCAUGAUGGGCUAUGUUGAAGAUGUGAUCAAUUGGAACGUCAUGGCUCUGAACAUCACGAUAAAGGGCAAGCUGAUGUAUGAGAGGGAGGACAUGGUUUUGUUUGUGAAAAUGUUGGAGCGAGGCUUGUUUCCUCGUGGAAAGGAGCUCGUAGACCCUAAGGUGUUCAAGAUGGAAGAAUGGAAGGAAGCGCUUGACGUCGCAGCGCAGUGGACAGGAAUUGGCAAGACAGUUAUGAUUGAGCCUUGA